Cataglyphis hispanica is the source of this 3132-nucleotide messenger RNA. RefSeq names its product dnaJ homolog subfamily C member 7 (gene Tpr2). The record is from RefSeq and is a predicted model, not a curated record. NCBI's taxonomy places the organism in Eukaryota, Metazoa, Arthropoda, Insecta, Hymenoptera, Formicidae. Gene Ontology annotation, molecular function: protein binding.
AUGUCUGAAGUAUUUAAUUUUAACGAAAUGGAUAAGCAUUCAAUUUAUAUUCAAAUUUAACUUUUUUUUCUUUAAUUAUAUGCAGUGCAUUGCAAAAUUGAAUUAUUCUCAAGAUAGUAUAGAGUAGGUAGUGCAAUUCAUGCAUUACGAAAACGUUCAAUUACAAAAUAUUUGAUAGAAUGCUCGACUUACUAUUCUAUAUAUCGUGACGGAUUAGCAAGAAAAAAAAUUGGGAACAUGGAAAAUACUUUUGCGCACAUUGUUUAUCGUGAUAUUUUACAUUUUUCAUAUUUUGCUUAACCGUUGUGACAGUGUAGCAAAACACGGAAAGCGGUGUGUCUUUUUGUGGUGUAUAUAGCAUCGUCUGAUUAUCAUCGUCUACUCCUGUUUCACUUAUUGUUAGCAAAGACCAGCCAUGGCGUCAUCAGAUUUGGCCAACUCUUCAGUUCCUCUUAAUGCUACGACAAAUGUUGAAAAGACAGCGGAAAUUAUUAUAGAAUUGGCAGAAUCAAAAAAAGAAGUUGCUAAUCAAUAUUAUUCUCAAAAACAAUAUAAAAAGGCAUUAAUUGGUUACAAUGAAGUUAUUGCAAUGUGUCCUAAUGUAUCACGUUACUAUGGCAAUAGAGCAGCAUGUUAUAUGAUGCUUGGACAAUAUCGAGAUGCAUUAACAGAUGCUAAAAAAUGUAUCGAAUUAGAACCAACAUUUUCCAAAGCAUACAUAAGAAUGAUCAAAUGUUGCUUGAUCUUGGGUGAUAUUGUAGAAGCUGAAACUAUAUUAAAAAAACUUCUAGAGUUUGAUCCUAAUAAUGAAUCAAUAGCUGCAGAACAAAGAGAUUUAGCAUAUGUACAAAAGUUUCUUAAAGAUGCUGAUGCUUCUUAUAAUGCUAAGGAUUAUCGCAAAGUUGUAUAUUGUAUGGAUCGUUGUUGUGACAUAAGCACAUCUAGCACACGUUUUAAGUUAACCAAAGCAGAGUGUCUAGCCCUUUUAGGAAGGUAUCAAGAAGCUCAAGAUAUUGCAAAUGAUAUCUUACAUAUUGAUAAGCAAAAUGCUGAUGCGAUAUAUAUUCGUGGAAUGUGCUUAUAUUUCCAAGACGAUGUUGAUAGAGCUUUACAUUUUCAACAAGUACUGCGACUUGCACCAGACCAUGCCAAAGCACUAGAAAUAUACAAGAGAGCAAAAUGUUUAAAGAAGAAAAAAGAAGAAGGCAAUGCAGCAUUUAAAAGGGAGCAAUAUCAAGAAGCAUAUAAUCUUUAUAAUGAAGCAUUAACUAUUGAUCCACACAAUAUUAUGACUAAUGCUAAAUUACAUUUUAAUAAAGCAACAGUAGCAGCUAAGUUAGGAAGAUUGAGUGAAUCCAUAACAGAAUGUAGUGAAGCUCUAAAACUUAAUGAAAAUUAUUUGAAAGCUCUUCUCAAAAGAGCAACUAUUUAUAUGGACCUUGAAGAAUAUGAAGAAGCAGUCCGAGAUCUCGAAAAAGCAUGUAAAAUGGAUAAGAAUAAUCGUGAAACCAAACGAUUACUUGCAAAAGCGAAAUUAUUGCUAAGGAAGUCCAAGAGGAAAGAUUAUUACAAAAUUUUAGGUAUUGAUAAAAAUGCAUCAACUGAGGAUAUCAAAAAAGCAUAUAGAAAACGAGCUUUAGAUCAUCAUCCAGAUCGUCAUGCUAAUGCAAGUGAAGGGGAAAAAAGAGAACAAGAAAAAAAAUUUAAAGAAGUUGGAGAAGCUUAUGGAAUUCUCUCAGAUCCCAAAAAACGAUCUCGUUAUGAUCGUGGUCAUGAUUUAGAUGAUAAUGAGAGUAGUUUCCAAGAUAUGGAUCCCAAUGCUAUGUUCCACUUCUUCUGUCAAGAUGGAGGGGGUUUUCAAUUUCAGUUUCAGGAUGGUGGCUUUCCCGGUGGUUUCCAAUUUCAAUUUCCAGGUUAACUUCUUCAAGAGCAUAAUACAUCUCAAUGUAGCUGUGUAUUUGAGUCUGUUUUAGUAAAUACUGCAUCGAAUUUUUCAAAUAUUUACAUCGACGAUGCAAUAUGAUGUAGUUAUUUGUGUUUCGUAAUUUUAAAAUAGGCCAUUAUCCACGCAAUUAUAUACAAUUACAUAAAUAAUUUAUUUAAGCAUAACUAUAUUGUAAAUAUUACAUUUAAAUUCUAUUAUAUUAUAUUCGAUAAAUCUUCAUCUUAAUACAUUAAUUAAAAAUGUUAGAGUUAACGUCAAAAUGCUGGUUUGGAAACCUGAAACUUACUCGUACCUAACAAAAUCUUUUUGAUUUGAAUUAUAUUUUUUAUUUCAAAUCUUAGAUAACUAUUUGUUUGUCUCAUUAAAUUUAACAUUAUUUAAUAUAUUGAAAAAGAUAACUAAUUUUUAGUUAUAUUUUGGUAUUAAUUACCAGAACCGUUUUUAAAAGUUUGUAAAACCGAAGAUUUACUAUAAUUUUACUAAUUAUUGAAAAAUGUCUAAUGUACAAUCUCUUUCUUUUGGAAUCGUUGAGGCUGACUGCGUUUUUUCUCUUUCUAUUUUAGAUUCUCAUUGUAAUUCCUAUUCUUACUUAUAAUAUAUGCAUGGAUAAAAUUUACAAUUUACAAUUUACAGAAUCUAUUCUCUGAAAGAAAGAUUUGGCUAAAUUAAUAAAACUUAGUUUUUCCUUAAUUUUAUUCCUAGUUGUAAAUUUAUUACUUGAUGGAGCAAAAUGAUAUUGUAAGAAUGUUGAUUAAAACAAUGCAAACUAAAAUAUUUAUAUAUUGGAAAUUCUUUGACUAUAUACAUGUAGAUUGUUAGCAUUUCCUUUUUCCAUACAUAUGGAUGCAUCAAGUAUAACCAUAGAGAAGCUUGAGAGAAAUCACGCCGCCUUUUUUGGAAGAUGCUUUUUCCACUUUGAACAAUAGCGACAAUUAGAUUCAUUUUAAAGCCGGUGAAACUACAUAGCCAGAUUCACUUUUUAGGGCCACGGUUAAACGGUCGGUUAGUCCGCAUGUCCUUGCUAAAUUGUGGAUCAAAAAUGCGGAAAAAUAUUAUGGAUUUAUUAAUGUUUUAUUAGCUGCGCGAGAUGUUUUGUCAUUUUAAUAUAUACUAUAGCGAUAAUAAAUUAUAAUUGAAAUAUUUUCAUGUAUAUGCGCGUUUAAAAUGAAAUAAAUUUUUUAAACUAA